Molecule: messenger RNA, 234 nt
Organism: Fomitopsis serialis
Lineage: Eukaryota; Fungi; Basidiomycota; Agaricomycetes; Polyporales; Fomitopsidaceae
Product: immunoglobulin E-set
Exons: 2
Biological process (GO): signal transduction
Cellular component (GO): nucleus; nucleotide-activated protein kinase complex; cytoplasm
Molecular function (GO): protein kinase binding
Source: RefSeq, a predicted model, not a curated record
CCCUCCACCGAUGCCCAGGACGUCAUCGUCACAGGCUCCUUCGACGGGUGGUCGAGCUCGACCCACCUCGCCAAAACGCCCGCGGGCUUCGAGGGCACCGCCCGCGUGCCCUUCGGCACCAAGGUCGCGUACAAGUACGUCGUCGACGGCCGCUGGACCACCGCGGACGGCCAGCCCACCGAGCUCGACCCCAUCGGCAACCUCAACAACGUCUACACCGCCCCGCCCGCGCCC